Messenger RNA from Caenorhabditis briggsae, 786 nucleotides. NCBI's taxonomy places the organism in Eukaryota, Metazoa, Nematoda, Chromadorea, Rhabditida, Rhabditidae. The record is from RefSeq and is a predicted model, not a curated record. Bases 1 to 786 code for a protein of 261 amino acids. The transcript is spliced from 5 exons.
AUGCUUCUUCUUCACACCCAUCAACUUUCUCCGUUCAUUUUUUUACUUUUUGCAUUAGUCAUUCCGUUGGUUAAAGCGAAAGCCCCUUAUCUCCGAGACCGUCCUAGAGGUCUUGGUCUUCUACAGUUACCAACUGGAAUGUCCGAUGAAAGAUCCGGUCCGAUUCUUCCCGGACUGUACAUUGCAGGAAAUAAAGUCAAUGAGAAACCUCAAACUGUGCCCGAUGUGCAUCUUCCAGGUCAACCUGCUGUUUUCUCUGGAAGAUCUGCGUUCAACCCAUUCACUCAUAUGGUAUCCGCAGUGUACGCUGAGGAUUUAUCUGAUGGUUGGGGUGCUGGAAUGGCUGUUAAUGGUGUCAACAAUCACGGGUUGAACGUUCGUAAAAACUUUGACUCAUAUGCUGAUGUUCCAUUGAAUUUGAAUGACGGAAUGUACCAACCGUUCAUUUCCGCAUUCACAGUUGGAGGAGAAUAUGAUCCAUCAAAAAUUCGUGAAGUUUCCGGGUCAUUGGACCUUCCGAUUCCAGGAAUUAAUGAAUUAUUUGAUAUGAAUGGAAGAAUUAUGACCAAACAUGCUCUCAUUGUGAAUGGAGCACUUGAAUUCCCAUUGACACUUUCUGAUCCAAACGAACGAGCUCCUUACACUUUCAAGUACGCAGUGUGGGCUCCGGAUCGUCAUAUGGCCUAUGGUCAUGUUAUGCCAAAUGUCAAUCUCUUUGUUAUUGGAAAGGAUAAGAUCAUGGAACGUCUCAUGCAAAACAGAUUGAAUCCGACGAUGAUCGGAUAA